Aspergillus udagawae is the source of this 1149-nucleotide messenger RNA. Its product is annotated as U1 small nuclear ribonucleoprotein 70 kDa. Gene Ontology annotation, biological process: mRNA splicing, via spliceosome. Bases 1 to 1149 code for a protein of 382 amino acids. The record is from RefSeq and is a predicted model, not a curated record. The transcript is spliced from 4 exons. Gene Ontology annotation, molecular function: mRNA binding; U1 snRNA binding. NCBI's taxonomy places the organism in Eukaryota, Fungi, Ascomycota, Eurotiomycetes, Eurotiales, Aspergillaceae. Gene Ontology annotation, cellular component: precatalytic spliceosome; U2-type prespliceosome; U1 snRNP.
AUGACGGACAAACUCCCUCCUCCCCUCCUGGCGCUCUUCCAGCCUCGUCCACCGUUACGUUACGUUCCUCCCAUUGAUCGCGCACCCGAAGAUGUCAAGAAGAGUACCAUCGGCGGAGUUGCAGAUUUCCUUGGAGACCUCAAGAAAUACGGAGAGGAAGUUCCUUACAAUGCCACAGAAAGCUGGCUGCAACGCAAGUGGCGUCAGAAGCUGGAGAAAAAGGAGAGGCUGAAUAAGCAGUUGACUGAAAGCCUUCAAAUUUACGAACCUUCCAAUGAUCCCCAAGCUCGGGGUGAUCCUUUCAGGACUCUAUUUGUUGCUAGACUGAGCUACGAUGUGAAGGAGUCCGAUCUAGAACGAGAGUUCGGCAGAUUUGGGCCAAUUGAGAGAAUCCGCAUUGUAAAAGACACAGUCACACCGAAGGGCUCAAAGAAGCCACACAGGGGCUAUGCUUUCAUCGUAUAUGAGCGUGAAAAGGACAUGAAAGCUGCCUACAAAGAGACAGAUGGAAUUCGAAUCAAGGAUCGACGUGUCUUGGUAGAUGUGGAACGUGGCCGAACAGUCAAAGGCUGGAAGCCUCGCCGCUUCGGCGGAGGCUUGGGAGGACGCGGCUAUACUAAGGCUCUACCCUCGCGUCCCACCGGCCCCGGAUCUUUCGGUCCGCCUUCUGGCCCUGGAGGGUUUGGCGGUGGAUUCCGUGGCGGAUAUGGAGGUAGAGGAUUUCGAGGAGGAUAUCGCGGCGGCGAUCGCUUUGGCCCUCGUGGCGGUAUUGGUUAUCAAGGCGGACGUAACGGCUUCGGUGGACAGGCUCCACCAAAUGCUCCCUCCGGUCCCGGUGGUGGCCGGAAUGCUGGAUUUGGAGGCGGCUAUGCUGGUGGUGGAAAGUAUGAGAGAGAUGCCCGGGUCCCAGGUGUAACUGGCAGCAACCGCGAGCCUAUCAGGCCCAGAGAGGGCUACUCAGAGCGAGACCGACGUGAUCACGAUCGUGAUCGGGAAGGUGACCGUCACAGAGACCGUGAUCGGGAUCGCUACCGUGACCGUGACCGCGACCGCGAACGUGACAGAUAUGGUGGUCGGGAAGACCAUGGCCGCAAGAGAUAUCACGAAGACGAUUCCUACGAGGAUCCUCGCGCCAAAAGGAGGUACUGA